Sphenostylis stenocarpa is the source of this 2619-nucleotide messenger RNA. Lineage: Eukaryota; Viridiplantae; Streptophyta; Magnoliopsida; Fabales; Fabaceae. The record is from the annotation of a GenBank genome assembly.
AUGGCUAGAGGGAGUUGUGUGAAAAAUGCAUGGAGAAAUAGGUCAAGUAAAGCAGAUUUCGGCUACAAAAUUCCGGCCAGUGGUCCUACUGGGGAAAUAUUUGAUCUAAACUCUGCAGAUUGGCAGUGUUACGAAGACAGAAUGUGUGAGAGCACACAUGAGGGCUCUAACACUCCCAAAAUGCCCAACCAUAUUUUCCAAAAAGUUGUUUCUGGAUCAGAAAACCUUAUUCUUGCAUCAGAUCCUGAUCGAGAGGGGGAGGCUAUUGCUUGGCACAUCAUCGAGAUGUUACAACAACAGGGUGCUCUACACGAUAAUAUAUCUGUAGCAAGAGUAGCCUUUCAUGAAAUAACUGAAAAAUCUAUAAAAGAUGCUCUACAAACACCACGAGAGAUUGAUGUAAAUUUGGUGCAGGCUUACCUUGCACGUCGGGCUCUUGAUUACUUGAUUGGGUUUAACAUUUCACCAUUACUAUGGAGGAAGUUACCGGGUUGCCAAUCAGCUGGACGAGUUCAAUCUGCUGCACUUGCUCUUAUAUGCGAUAGGGAAAUGGAAAUUGAUGAAUUUAAACCGCAGGAAUAUUGGACUGUGGAGGUUCAAUUGAAAAAUAAAGAUCUGGGAUCAAACAAGAACGUUACAUUUCCUGCCCACUUGACCCAUGUUGAUUCAAAAAAGUUGAAUCAGUUUUCAAUUACUUCUGAUACAGAGGCAAAAUAUAUUCAAAGCAAUAUAAACUCAGCGGAUUUUCAGGUUGUUAGCUUGAAAAAAAGCAAAACUCGAAGAAAUCCUCCAACACCUUACAUAACAUCAACACUUCAGCAAGAUGCUGCAAACAAGUUGCAUUUUACAGCAAGUCACACAAUGAAGCUUGCACAGAAGCUCUAUGAGGGAGUUGAACUGUCGGAUGGUGUAGCUGUGGGUCUGAUAACAUACAUAAGAACCGAUGGCUUCCAUGUAGGUAUUUCUUUGAUUUCUGAUGAAGCUGUUGCUAAUGUACGCUCGCUGAUCAUUGAAAGGUAUGGACAAGAUUUUGCGUCACAAAGUGCACCAAAAUAUUUUAAAAAGGUGAAAAAUGCACAAGAGGCCCAUGAAGCCAUUAGACCAACCGACAUAUGCAAGUUGCCAUCAAUGCUUACUGGGAUACUUGAUGAAGAAUCUUUGAAGCUCUACACACUUAUUUGGUCACGGACAGUUUCUUGUCAAAUGGAACCUGCUGUCAUUGAGCAGAUACAUCUUGAUAUUGGAAAUGCUGAUGAGUCUAUUAUAUUACGUUCCUCCAGUUCAAUGGUUGUGUUCCCUGGAUUUCGGGCAGUUUCUACGGACAUCGUGGCUGAAGCUGUUGAAGAUAAAGACAGUGAUGAAUUGAACCCUGAUAAAACAUUUGAAGUAUUAAAUUCCUUGAAGGUUGCUGUUUUUGCUUUCCCUAUUGCAGGGGAUCCAUUACAUGUGGUUCAAGCUGACCCUACUCAGCACCAUACCCAACCGCCACCACGGUACUCCGAAGCAUCCUUGGUUAAGAAGCUUGAGGAGCUAGGGAUUGGAAGGCCAUCAACAUAUGCAUCCACAAUAAAAGUUUUAAGGGACAGAAACUAUGUGACGGUAAAAAGUCGUGUUCUGUCUCCAGAAUUUCGUGGUCGCAUGGUUUCAGCUUUUCUGUCGCAUCAUUUUUCAGAGGUCACGGACUACAGUUUUACUGCCGAUAUGGAAACUGAGCUUGAUAAUGUUUCCGCUGGGGUAACCGAAUGGAAGGGCCUACUGAGAGACUAUUGGACACGGUUUAAAUCAUAUUGUGAGCGUACUUCCAAUGUUCAUAUUCAUCAGGUUGAGAAAAUGUUGGAAAAAAAAUUUGGUGAUUUUUUAUUUGCUUCUUUUUCAGACCAGAGUCGUGUGUGUCCAAGUUGUAUGGAAGGGACACUUAUUUUUAAAGUAAGUAGAUUUGGUGCUGGCUACUUUAUAGGCUGUGAUCAACAUCCGAGGUGCAAGUACAUUGCUAAAACAUUAUACGGUACAGAGGAGGAAGAGGACGCAUCUCUGCCAAACACUAGAGUAGAGGAACCAAAACUCCUAGGUGUUACCAGUGGUUCAAAUGAAAAGGUUCUUUUGAAAACUGGUCCUUAUGGAUUUUAUGUUCAGCUCGGAGAAGACAGGAAGAGCUACAUACCUAAAAGAGCCUCUGUCUCUCAUGUCAAGGAUGUGGAUUCUAUAACUCUUGAAGAUGCACUUGAGUUGCUACAAUACCCAUUGACGUUGGGUAACCAUCCCAACGAUGGACAACCCAUCAUAUUAAAGCUUGCAAGAGUUGGGUUUUGUGUUAGACAUCGGCGCACUAUUGCUUCUGUUCCUAAGAGCCGAAGAUUGAUCGACAGUGGGUCAAAUGGUGGAAGGGCUACUGAUGAAUCCCAACAGUGUGGUCAGAAGGGGAAUAUGAGAAUGAGCUUGUGGCUGGUUGAGUGGACGACACUUCUCACUGAUGAUGGACUUUGUGGGUUGAAUCUGAUGAAUAUGAAGCCAAGCGAUGUGACCGUGGAAAAAGCCCUUGAGUUACUAUCGGGAAAAGACGUGAGACGGUCUGGUCGACCAAAAGGGAAAGCUAAAGUUGAAGAAGUUGAAGCGUUUUAA